This is a messenger RNA of Acanthochromis polyacanthus (spiny chromis), 1956 nucleotides long. RefSeq names its product von Willebrand factor C domain containing 2 (gene vwc2). Gene Ontology annotation, biological process: negative regulation of BMP signaling pathway. Gene Ontology annotation, molecular function: protein binding. The coding region runs from base 350 to 1300 and encodes 316 amino acids. The record is from RefSeq and is a predicted model, not a curated record. Lineage: Eukaryota; Metazoa; Chordata; Actinopteri; Pomacentridae. The transcript has 4 exons. Gene Ontology annotation, cellular component: AMPA glutamate receptor complex.
AGCAGGGGCAUCAGCAGCUCUUCCAAACAGCGGAGCGUCGCCGUAGACGGAGCGCUUUCACUCACUGUUGCGAUUAAAGUUGAGCGCGACACGCUGAUGACCUGCGAGCAUCCUCCGGGGAAACUGUGCAUUUGACUGGCUUAACGAGCGUCAGUUUCCAUCUCCUCACCACAGAUCAUUUGUUGCUGGCUGAGCUCCGCUGUCCAACAGUCCUGUGGCUGUGUUUGAAGCGGCGCACUGACGGAUACGGACAGACUCCGAGGAUCACAGAUGGACUGGCUCACACCUGAGAUGUGAAGUGUGUUAUGUGAGCCAAGGUGUUUUCCCACCUCGCUGGUGGUGGGGAGAGAUGCUGCACUCCGUUGCCAUGACAUCAGAAGUUCUCUUUGUUCUUGGGUUCCUGAUGAGCGGCGCUCAGUGUAAUCCUAUAGCGAGCGUACCGGUGAGCCGAGAACGCCUGGAAAGGGUUUUGACCCAAGCCAGGGAGGACAAACACCAGGACAAGCAGAGCCCCGAGGAGCCAGUGGGAUAUGCUGCUCAGCAGCAGCAGCAGCAGCAGCCGCAGCCAGAGGAAAUCAAUGCUCUGGGCCCCAACAGGACUGCUGUGAGCCGCGCCAGGCCCAACCUCACAUCCCAGGCACGAGGAUCUAAAGGCGGGAAUUCCCAGGAGCUGUGGAGCGAACAGGACAGCCCGAACCAAAUAGACGAGGGCCCCACCAGUGACGUCACGCUCUCCCUGGACGCCAUCGACGAGUACGCCUACCCAGACUACAGGGGCAAAGGCUGCAUGGAUGAGAGCGGCUUUGUGUUUGCCAUCGGCGAGGAGUUCACCCCGGGCCCUUCAACUUGCCCUUGCCUCUGCACAGACGAGGGCCCUAUGUGUACCAAGCCCGAAUGUCCCAAGGUUCACCCUCGCUGCAUUAAAGUGGACACAAGCCAAUGCUGCCCUCAGUGCAAGGAGAAAAAGAACUACUGCGAGUUCCGGGGAAAGAUCUAUGCCUCGCUAGAAGAAUUUAAGGUGUCUCCAUGUGAGAAGUGCCGGUGUGAGCCAAGCGGAGAGGUGUUGUGCUCUGUGGCAGCCUGCCCGCAGACGGAGUGUGUGGACCCCGAGUACGAGCCGGAUCAGUGCUGUCCCAUCUGCAAGAGCGGGCCAAAUUGCUACGCGGACACAGCGGUGAUACCGGCCGGCCGGGAAGUGAAGAUUGAUGAGUGUACAAUCUGCUACUGCACAUAUGAAGAGGGCACGUGGCAGAUUGAGCGACAAGCCACCUGCAGCAAGAACGAGUGCCAGCGGAGCUAAAGACUGGCACAGUGAGGGGGGACUUUGGCACAUUUCACCCAGCAAACUGGACAUCAGGGUCGCACAGCAGCCCUCGAGCAUUUCAACAUUUAUACUGUAGUCACUCCUGUAUUACUGAAAAAUGCUUUUAUGAAAGUUUAUAAUCCACACACAGAAUAUCUAUUUAUCUAUGUAUUAAAUUAUUUAUGAAUAUAUACAAAAUAUAGGGGUCAUUAAUGCUGAACUCGUGAAAAAAUAUUUUUUAUAGCCUCUGUAUUUUAUUAAGCAAUGUAUUGGACCAGAGGUCAAUAAAACAACAGAAUGUAUAGAACACACACAGCUGUCUUUGGAGGUGAAAACCUCGACGUUUCGACACGUGGUGUCUUUUGACGAGCCCUGACACCCGUCCUUCUACCACCAAAGUGCAGACUAGACAAUGUGCGAUCCGUUUCAGAACAAUGGAUGAAGAUUUGCUGUGUAAGAUGAUCAAGUGAAGAGUUAAAAACAACGGGGAGGGGGAGAAAACAAGCGCAAAUUCAAGAGAACUUGACUGUUUCCUGAUUUCUUUGAUCUUUUUUGGAUGUUCAAAUGUGCUUUGAUUUGGAAGUGCUUUUUUGUAUUUCUCUUGGUACCGUGUGUUCAUGUUUCAAAUAAAUGCCAAUCUGUGCUCUGUAGAA